AUGGAAUUCAAAUUAAACAUUUUCACUCUUAAUUGCUGGGGCAUUCCUAUUAUUUCAAAAAAUCGCAAAGAAAGAAUAAUUGCAUUGACUAAAUAUUUAAAUAGUAGUCAACAUACAAUUGUCUGCUUACAAGAAAUUUGGAGUGAAAAUGACUAUUUGUAUUUAAAGGAACACCUAAGAAAUAAUCUGCCAUAUUCUUAUUACUUUUACAGUGGUGUUCUUGGCUCUGGAUUGUGUAUAUUUUCAAAAUGGAUCAUCCAAGAUGUAUUUUUCCAUCAGUGGUCUUUAAAUGGAUACAUUCAUAAAAUUCACCAUGGGGACUGGUUUGGUGGCAAAGGAGUUGGUCUUUGUCGCAUAAAGUGUGGAGAAAGAUUGAUUAAUGUUUACUGUACUCAUUUACAUGCUGAAUAUCAUGAAGAUGACAUUUACUUGGCACAUCGAGUUUUGCAAGCUUACUCUACAGCUGAAUUAGUAAAUUUGACCAAAUAUCCUGCUGAUGUAUCCAUUCUUGCUGGUGAUCUUAAUACUGGUCCAGGUGAUCUCUCUUACAGGAUUAUUACACAAUUACCUUCAUUAAUAGACCCAUAUGAUAUACCGUUCGAAGGCACAAACAUGAAUAUAAAGAAACCAUCUGGCACUAGUGAAACUGCAAACAAUAGCUACACUGAUAAAAAGCUGGCUGAGUCUAGUCCAGAGGGAAAAAGAAUAGACCAUAUAUUAUACCAUGUUAAUCCUUCAUGGGAGGCUGAAGUGGUCAACUUUGGAAAUCCUUUAGAAGACAGAGUUCCUGGUGAAUCAUUUUCGUAUUCUGAUCACAAUGCAGUUACACUGGAAUUAAAAUUAUCUGCUGUGAAAAGUAAGAAUGACCAAAAACAAUUAAAAAUGGAUAGCUGCUUCGAAGUGACAGCAGUACAAGCAAUAAAAGUCUGCGAGGAAGCUAUAGACAUAAUAAUGAAAUCUAAAAAACUGUUCCUUACUUCUGGUGGCCUACUAUUUAUGUUUCUUUUGGGUACAGUUGGAUUCUGGCCUAAUAAAAUAAUAUAUGAUAUUGUAAAAAUAGUAAUUACUGGCUUUUGCUUCUAUUACAUAUUAAUGGGAACACUGUGGAAUAAAAUUGAAAUGAACAGUCUUAAAGCUGGUCUCAAUGCAUUACAAAAUUUCAAUAGAAGAAAUACUGAAGUGACAAAUAUCAAUACUACAUUAGAAGAAUGCAAAGACAUUGAAUAA
Messenger RNA from Diatraea saccharalis (sugarcane borer), 1227 nucleotides. Lineage: Eukaryota; Metazoa; Arthropoda; Insecta; Lepidoptera; Crambidae. The record is from the annotation of a GenBank genome assembly.